Messenger RNA from Leishmania major strain Friedlin, 1242 nucleotides. RefSeq lists its product as hypothetical. The transcript has a single exon. The record is from RefSeq and is a predicted model, not a curated record. Lineage: Eukaryota; Euglenozoa; Kinetoplastea; Trypanosomatida; Trypanosomatidae. Bases 1 to 1242 code for a protein of 413 amino acids.
AUGCCAGCCAACGCCGGUCAGCGAUGCUCACAUGCCAGGAAGUUGUACCUCUAUUUCCUUCUCCAUCUCCCUCACACACGUGUGUUCCCCCCACUUCCCCUAACCCUCCCCCCCCCCACACACACAUGCGUCUAUGUUCUUCUCCAGUUCUCGCUCCUGCAUUCACCCGCCUUCGCCGUCGGACUCCCCUUUCUCGAAUCCUCUACAGCCGCUAAAAUGACGGACAAAAGCGUCUAUGGCGGUCUCUUUCAAGACCCGCCGUACCUGUCCUCCGACCCGGAUCCGAAAAAGACGGACCCCUACGACAAGAAGGAUGCCAUCCCGUCAAGGUACUUGGGCAAGAACAUGACGAUCGGCGGCCGUGUGCCGCCUGGCCAGCACCCUGACGCCUACUUCGACAAGAGGUUCCUCACCCUCGCCUCCUCGGAGCAGAACGGAGGUAAGCCGGUGGACUACGACGAGAGCAAGCAGCGCACCGCCGCCUCCAGGACAAACACCAAGAACGCCAUCUCUGACAAAGAGUUCUGCUACUCAUCGUACCCGGAGAAGAGCACUGGCCCCGGUAGCUACUACGGAUGCUUUCAGAAUCGCCCGUACGAAUACAUGACGGAGCCGUGGGAUGAUGGUAAGUCCAAGAAGAAGAAGAGGGCACCGAAGCCGAAGGAGGAGGAGCCGACGCACUUGCCUAACAUCAAGACGAACCCCGCCAAGAAGGGCACGUAUGGCUACCCCGGACUGCUGCUGAGCAACCCCUCUUACAACGACGACUGGAAGAAGGACUACGCCGCAGCAGAGGCAAACAGGGCACGCAGGGAGCGUAAGCAGGGCCCCGCACCAAAGGCACUAGGGCCACCGUUUCACAUUCCUGGUGUGAGCCACUCCUACAUCGACGAGAUGCCGAAUACGGGCGUGUCCGCGGUGUAUGCGGCCUACGAGGCCCCGGCGGAUAGCGCUGCUGAGAAGCGCAAGGCCAAGAGGGAAGCUGCGGCUGCUCCUACCCUAGUCCAUGAGCGUGCGUUCUACGGGUCUGCCAACCGGUCCGGCGAGCCGGGUUGCCUGAACCCGUUCCCCAACUUGUGGGUGCACCCGGAUGAGACGCAGCCGUCGAAGAUCGCGCUGCGCAAACAGGCGCAGAAGGAGAAGGAGGAGGCGGCUCGGCAGCCCAAAAGAACCGAAGUGUGGAGGCCGAACUCCUUCGGGAAGACGUCUGUAGUGUCCUCGUGCCUUCGCAGGUUCUACUGA